This is a messenger RNA of Eubalaena glacialis (North Atlantic right whale), 1425 nucleotides long. RefSeq names its product ring finger protein 25 (gene RNF25). Gene Ontology annotation, biological process: protein ubiquitination. The coding region runs from base 31 to 1410 and encodes 459 amino acids. Gene Ontology annotation, molecular function: protein binding; ubiquitin protein ligase activity. NCBI's taxonomy places the organism in Eukaryota, Metazoa, Chordata, Mammalia, Artiodactyla, Balaenidae. The transcript has 10 exons. Gene Ontology annotation, cellular component: nucleus. The record is from RefSeq and is a predicted model, not a curated record.
UUCCGGUUCCGGCUGCGGGCCGCAGAAGACAUGGCGGCGUCUGCGUCGGCAGCUGCAGGGGAGGAGGACUGGGUCCUUCCCUCUGAAGUUGAAGUGUUAGAGUCUAUCUAUCUGGAUGAACUACAGGUGGUCAAAGGAAAUGGCAGAUCAUCACCAUGGGAGAUCUACAUCACCCUGCACCCCGCCACUGCAGAAGACCAGGAUUCACAGUAUGUCUGCUUCACUCUGGUGCUUCGGGUCCCAGCACAGUAUCCCCAUGAGGUGCCACAGAUCUCUAUCCGUAACCCCCGAGGACUCUCAGAUGAACAGAUCCACAAGAUCUCACAGGCGCUGAGCCACAUGGCUGAGGCUGGGCUGGGUACUGCCAUGCUCUAUGAACUCAUCGAGAAAGGGAAGGAAAUUCUCACAGAUAACAACAUCCCCCAUGGCCAGUGCGUCAUCUGCCUCUAUGGUUUCCAGGAGAAGGAGGCCUUUACCAAAACAACCUGUUACCACUACUUCCACUGCCACUGCCUGGCUCGGUACAUCCAGCACAUGGAGCAGGAGCUGCAGGCCCAGGGACGGGAGCAGGAACAGGAAUGGCAGCACGCUGCAACCAGACAGAAGGCCGUUGGUGUGCAGUGCCCGGUGUGCAGAGAGCCACUCGUGUACGAUCUUGCCUCGCUGAAAGCAGCCCCUGAACCCCAGCAGCCCGUGGAGCUGUACCAGCCCGAUGCAGAGAGCUUGCGCCAGCAAGAAGAGCGUAAGAGGCUCUACCAGAGACAGCAGGAGAGGGGGGGCAUCAUUGACCUGGAGGCUGAGCGUAACCGGUACUUCAUCCGCCUCCAGCAGCCUCCUGCCCCUUUGGAACCCGAGUCAGCUGUAGAUGCCUCCGGAGGAUCCCACCCACCCAGUACCCUUGCCACCGAACAGUCCACCUCAUCAACUGCUCAGACCACCCUGUCAGCUCCUCUGCCUGUGGCCUCCCAGUACACAUGUGAGAAGAUUCCAGGGGCUGGGCCAAAUCAGCAAAAGCUGGGCGAGACCCAGAAAGCUAUGCUAGAUCCUCCCCGGGCCAGUCGAGGUCCCUGGAGACAGCCCGAACGGAGGCACCUAAAAGGAGGGGAGUGCAAUGCCCUCAAAGGUACCAGUGACACCCAGGAACUGCCACCUCCUGAGGGGCCCCUCAAGGAGCCCAUGAACCUAAAGCCAGAGUCCUGUAACCAAGGGGUUGAAGGUCCUCCCCAGGAAAAGGGGCAUGGCAACUGGCAGGGUCCCCCGCCCCGCAGGACUCGCGACUGUGCCCGCUGGGAGCGCUCCAAGGGUCGGACACCGGCUUCUUCUUACCCCCGCCUGCCUCGGGGUCGGGGAGCCUACCGGCCUGGUCCUCGAAGAGAGCCCGUGAGCCUCGAAUCGGAGGAUGGUUCCUAGCAGUACUGUGGGGGG